Molecule: messenger RNA, 1131 nt
Organism: Acanthosepion pharaonis
Lineage: Eukaryota; Metazoa; Mollusca; Cephalopoda; Sepiida; Sepiidae
Source: the annotation of a GenBank genome assembly
AUGUCUAAAGUUGCCAAUGCCGCUACUGCUAUAGCAGUGAUGGAUGCUUCUUCUAAUGUAACAUCAAAAGUGGCCGGACAGAACUCUACCGCUAGUAACAACAACAGUAGCGUUAAUAGCAACAACAGUAACAGUCGAUUGUUUGGUGGGUUGUCCACUUCAAAUUCAAAGAUUACAGAAGCGGGGCCUUUGUUAAAAUGGAGAGAUAUGGAGCAUCUAGUAGCCGGUGUAAGUGGUGGUGUCUUGUCUACGCUGGUGCUGCAUCCAUUAGAUUUGAUAAAAAUAAGGUUCCAAGUAAAUGAAGGCACUGGAGUAACUGUCCGUCCAAACUAUACUUCUUUUCUCCAUGCUAUUCGUUCAAUUGUCUGCUCCCAAGGAUUUUCUGGUCUCUACCAAGGAGUUUCUGCUAAUUGUGUUGGGGCAGGAAUGGCUUGGGGUAUUUAUUUUUUUGUAUAUAAUUAUGUUAAGAAUCAUAUGCAAGCUGGUGACCAAAAAGUUAAACUUCCUCCAACCAGUCAUGUGAUUGCUGCUGGCCAAGCUGGGGUUUUAUCGUUAUUAGUUGUGAAUCCGGUUUUUGUAGCCAAAACACGUCUUUGUUUACAAUAUGAAGAAUCAAAAGACAUUUCAAAAGAUGUAUCCAAAAAAAUUAAAUAUCGUGGAUUGAGUGAUGCAUUAAUUAAAAUUUUCCAGCAAGAAGGUUUAAGAGGAUUUUACAAAGGUUUUGUGCCAGGUGUUUUUGGUGUUUCACAUGGUGUCAUUCAAUUUGUAACCUAUGAAGAAAUGAAGUCCAUGUACAACAGAUAUAACAACAGACCUAGUGAACAAACUUUGAAAUCAAUUGAAUACAUAGCAUUUGCUGCUGCAUCAAAGAUGAUUGCAGCAUCUUUUACAUAUCCUUAUCAAGUCGUACGAUCCAGACUUCAAGACCAACACACCAGUUAUGCCAGUUGCAGAGACGUUAUUUUAAGGAUAUGGAGAUAUGAAGGACUCACUGGCUUUUACAAGGGUUUUAUUCCAAAUCUCUUGCGUGUUACUCCAGCAUGCUGCAUUACAUUCCUCGUCUAUGAAACAAUGAUUGCUGCAUUUGAAAGACAAAAGAUGCUUGGAACCUCUACAGAAUUAGAAGAAUAA